This is a messenger RNA of Medicago truncatula (barrel medic), 798 nucleotides long. RefSeq names its product protein C2-DOMAIN ABA-RELATED 4. The record is from RefSeq and is a predicted model, not a curated record. The transcript has 3 exons. Lineage: Eukaryota; Viridiplantae; Streptophyta; Magnoliopsida; Fabales; Fabaceae. Bases 28 to 576 code for a protein of 182 amino acids.
UAACUUAAGGGAGAGGGAGAGAGAUAUAUGGUAGGUUCGACACAUAACGGAGGGGGAGAUAGCGGUAAGUCAUUGAUGGAAGACCUCCUCGGACUUCUAAGGAUCCGCAUUAAGCGUGGCGUCAACCUCGCCGUUCGUGAUGUUAAUACUAGUGAUCCAUAUGCCGUCGUUAAGAUGGGCAAGCAGAGACUCAAGACUCAUGUGAUUAAAAAGGAUGUGAAUCCUGAGUGGAAUGAAGACCUUACACUAUCUAUCACAGAUCCCGUUGUUCCAUUCAAACUGACUGUGUAUGACUAUGACACAUUUAGCAAAGAUGACAAAAUGGGAGAUGCUGAGUUUGACCUCUCACCAUAUAUAGAGGCCUUAAAGACGAACUUAGAAGGCCUCCCAGAAGGUACUAUAAUCACGAGAAUACAGCCGUGCAGACAAAACUGCUUGUCAGAGGAGAGUUGCAUCACUUAUUCCGAUGGCAAAGUUGUCCAAGAUGUUGUCCUUAGAUUGAGAAAUGUUGAAUGUGGUGAAGUGGAAAUUCAAUUGCAAUGGAUCGAUCUUCCCGGUGCCAAGGGUUUAUAUUAGUUGUUACUAGAGACUGCAUAUAAGGCUUGCUAAUUCGUUGAACAAAAAUAUAUCCGUUCUUUAUUGGAUUUUAGGGCAUUGUUAGUAGGGUUGAAUACGUGAUUGUGUUCUUCCGUCUACUCUCCUCCGGUUUGUUUAUUGGAAGCUUGUUCCGUUGGGACUCAAUUUGUAUUUCAUGUAUUUUGCUAGAAUGCUAGUCAGUCUGCUACUCGAUGCCAACAA